Messenger RNA from Tarenaya hassleriana, 1136 nucleotides. Its product is annotated as nuclear transcription factor Y subunit A-7. Bases 242 to 838 code for a protein of 198 amino acids. Gene Ontology annotation, molecular function: DNA-binding transcription factor activity, RNA polymerase II-specific; RNA polymerase II cis-regulatory region sequence-specific DNA binding. The transcript has 5 exons. Lineage: Eukaryota; Viridiplantae; Streptophyta; Magnoliopsida; Brassicales; Cleomaceae. Gene Ontology annotation, biological process: regulation of transcription by RNA polymerase II. The record is from RefSeq and is a predicted model, not a curated record.
UACCAAUCGUGCCGUUUUUUAAUAAUGCUCGCUCUCGCACGAGAACCACCGGCGAUAGAAAAACGGCAGGAAGUUUGAUUCUGCUGGAGGAGGGCGCUCUGAAGUGUGUACCCAAGCUUCGAACAGGGGAAGAAAAGGAGAGGAAUUUUACCGAAAAACGCAGAGAUUCAUCGAUUUUUUUUUGGAGCGGAGGAGAGAUUCCACAGAUUAAUCAGUGCGGAUAAGUAGGAAAUCAGGUAGCAUGAAAGGUCAUGAGAAGCAAGAACAGCCAUUGAUUCCUCCGGGAGGAAGUAGUUCGCAGUCAAGUGAAACAAUCCCCGUCCACUCCGAGCCACUUCCUCACCUCGGGAGCUCACAUGCCAUUGCCAUGGCACCCGGGGCUUACCCUUAUCCAGAUCCCUAUUGCAGAAGCAUCUUUGCGCCAAAUUGUGACACACAAGCCUAUCCUCCACAGCCAUAUCCCGGGUUCCACCUCCAGUUAAUGGGAAUCCAGCAGCACGUAAUGCCAUUGCCAUCUCACACGGUAGAGGAACCCGUCUUUGUUAACGCGAAGCAAUACCACGGGAUACUGAGACGCAGGCAAUCCCGGGCAAAACUUGUGUCCCAGAAUAAGAUGAUCAAGCCACAGAAGCCAUACUUGCACGAAUCUCGGCAUCUUCACGCGUUGAGGCGGCCAAGGGGAUGCGGUGGCCGGUUUCUCAACUCCAAGAAGAACGACGACAACGAGCAGAAGGAGGUUCCGUCGAACGAGAACACUCCAGAAGGGAAUGCCAACGGCAGCAUCAGCUCCGAUAGCCCUGCCACGGCGGCUCCUCCUCCUCCUAAUGGUACAUCUUGAGAUGUUUUCCGUUCUAUACAGCCUUAGUGCCAGUUAGCUCUCUAUCAGAUCAUCCUCUUAGUGUAAAAUGUAUCCACACUCUUUGUAGACUGUAUAGAAUCUUCUGAGCAAUUAGGUAACCUGCAGUGGCUUAAGAGAGAGAGAGAGAGAGAGAGAGGGAGAAUAAAUCUGAAGUGGUGAAUGAACUGUUGCUUUAGAACCAUUAUGCCAUUGUUGUUUCCAUGUUAGAUUGCUGCAUUGUAGCAAAAUCUAGUGCUUCAGACAGAACUUGGUAGGAAUAUACUAUAUUUUUUGAACC